UCCUAGAACCUUAUCGUACAGUGCUUCACUGUUGGAAAACAAUAAUUAAGAAUAAGUUUCUAAACAGUUCAAAAUGUCUUCGGAAUUAUCAGAAGACGAGUAUAAUUACACGAACUACAAUUUAGAGUUCUAUGAAGAGGAUGAGGGCCCCCCUUUGAUUAAAAAAAGAUCGCGUCUAAUUGCUGCAGUCGUUCAAAACAAUGUAGACGUUCUUCGGGAUUUAUUAGAUUCCCCUAAAUGGUACACUGUUAGGGACAAAAUGGGUUAUAAUUUGCUACAAAUUGCAAUUUUACAAGAGAGACGGGAAGUGUUUGACUACAUGUUAUCACUUCCAGAUUUUCCCUUUGAUGCUCUCAAUAGACAUGAUGAAACUGCGUUAGAUGUUGCAGUAACUGGUUUUGUGAGCAAUGAUAUAUGGGUUGAAGGAUAUUUUGCUCGCGAACUAGUAAAAAAAGGGGUAUUUUAUACACAACAAGACAAUUUAUUGUUACAAAACGCUAUUGAGAGAUCCUUUACUGAAGUUGCAAAGUUGUUAAUUGAGAAAGGAGUUGAUGUUAAUGCUUUUGAUGAGGAAGGGAACACACCACUGCAAAAUGCCGUUUGGGAGAAUAAUGCUGAAAUAGUUACUAUGUUAUUAAUAUAUGGUGCUGAUCCAUUCGUCUCAAGUUCUUCAGGAUAUACUCUUUUUGAACAAUGUAGUCCAGAGUUACAAGAAGUAUUAUUUUAUUACAUAUAUGAUCGAUAUUCGAAUUUAGAAAUUCACUUAGAAGUAUUAUUGUCACUUGCUAAAACUAAUCAGUUUCUAUUUGAUGAAGUACAUAAAACUUUCAAUAUUAACAGAAGUAAAUGUGAUGCUCGUAUUUGUUUUGAAACGUUGUGCCUUAUGGAUACUGAAUCUUUAAAAUUAGUUUUGUCAAAGUUUAGUCAUUACAUUAAAGAAGUCUUUUCACUACCGUUUCGGGGAAAAAUAAUACUUUAUAAUAUUAACCAUGAGUGGCCUUUAGAAAAUUUACAAUUGUUACUUGAAGGUGACUUGAGAGACGACUUCAUAAAUUUUAUUAACACUUUAGAUAGUUCUCCACUUUUGGAACGAUUGAUUAACCACAAAAAAUCUGAAUUUGAAAUUAGUGAAAUUCUGUGUUUUUUAUUAAGCUACGGCCUUGAGAUUGUUCGAAAUGACCUCCAUUUAAUUUAUUCCGAAUUUGGAUAUUGCAAUUUGUUCAAAAUUCUUUUACAUAUGGAUAUUUUUGAAACAUGUGAUUAUGUCGCUCAAAUUAUGCCGUUAUUUAUCUAUGAUGUAACAUCAAGUCUUGAAGAUUAUCUAGAUUUCUUUGAAUCAAAGGAACCGUCUCAUUUUUCUGAACUUUGCUCUUAUUUUUGUCAUCCGACUCUGAUUGAAAAAUGUGAACGUGCAAUUGCUGAUGGAGAACUAGAGCCCAAAACGUUUCAGCAAAUACCCCUUCUUGUUGAGUUGGCUAGAAACACAUUUCGAAAAUUUUUUGUCAAGAAAUUUCAAAUCAAAACAUCUAGGAGGUUUUAUUCGCUCUUGAACUGCUUGCCUAUUAGUACCGUGCAUAAGAAGAUUAUUACUUAUGAAACAAAACUAUAUUAAUUCUAUUUUUGUAUGUUAAUAUUUUUGAAUAAAUUAUUUUGUUUAUUAGUUGACUUUUUAAUUUUUAUUAAGGCUAGGUAUUGGUCAUGACUUCAAUCUUCUGUAGUUUUAUCGCACAACUUUACCAGACAACACAUCAGUUAGCUCUUACAAUACAACAUGCGUUUGAGAAAGAGAAAUGUAUCAAAUAAAAUUAUUUCUUAGUUUUGGAUUUACUUAGUUGAUAAUGGAGCUACAAUUAUAUUUUUUUUGUAUUUAAGUAAUAAUCUAUACUUUUUGGGAAAGUUAACUAUUUAUAAAGAAAAAAAACUUUAAAUAGAGAAGCCUAAGUAUUCCAGCCGUAAAAUUAGUGUCCAAUUUGUACAAAUUUUUUCACAUUUAUUGUGACUGAUGUAAAUAAAACAUUAAAAUUAUUUCUUAAA
Molecule: messenger RNA, 2034 nt
Organism: Tribolium madens (black flour beetle)
Lineage: Eukaryota; Metazoa; Arthropoda; Insecta; Coleoptera; Tenebrionidae
Product: ankyrin repeat, PH and SEC7 domain containing protein secG-like
Exons: 3
Coding region: 74-1612 (512 amino acids)
Molecular function (GO): protein binding
Source: RefSeq, a predicted model, not a curated record